GGAGCAGCUGGGAGGCGGCUCUGGGGGGAGCGAUCGCUGGGCUCAGGCCCGGCAGCAGGAAGUGACUCGCAGCCGCUGCGGGGACUCUGGCUCCAGGCUCCUGGCGAGAUCCCCGAGCCCCGGCGGCUGGUGCUGGGAGCCCGGAGCCCGGGCUGCAGCCGGGAGAGGGGAAUCUCCAGCAGGGCCCUUCCCGCUGCUCCCCAGGAGCCUCUCCCAGGGCAGAGCCCCCAGCCCGGCCAGGCCCCUUCCCGGCCCGGCCCCUGCCCCAGGGGGCCCCGCUCGGAGGGAAGGCUGAGGAAUCACGUCCACGUUUUACUCCAGAUGGGCCCGUCUUCCAUGAGACAGGGAACGGAAAUGUCUGUGAUGGAGCCAGCUCAGAUGCCGGUGACCUUCGAGGAGGUGGCUGUGUAUUUCACCCAGGGGCAGGGGGCUCUCCUGGACCCUGCUCAGAGAGCCCUCUACAGGGACGUCAUGCAGGAGAACUACGAGACGGUGACCUCACUGGGAUUCCCCCUUCCCAAACCUGAGCUGAUCGCCCGGCUGGAACGAGGGGAAGAGCCCUGGGUGUCCGAUCUCCAAGUCUGCGAGGAAAGAAGGCUUCUGAGAAGCACCCGUACAGGUGCUGAGCGAGGGAGUGAGAAUGAGGCGGGGAAUCAUCAUGAGGAAGUUCCUGGGGAAGUGGAACCGCAGGGGACCUUUGUGGGAAGAGCUGAAGGGAAUUUUUCCCAGUACUUGGAGCAGGCAGAAGCCUGGGGAAGUUGGCAUAGGUCAGAGAGGCUUCUGGGACACCUCCCAGGGAAGAAAGUGGAUGAAUCUGUUAACGGUGGGGGAGGAGAGGAGGAUCCCACAGCGCCGCAGACAAAUCCCAAGAAAGAGACACCCUGGCACUACCUUCAGUCUCUCGAGUGCGGGAAAUGUUUCAUAUCAAAGACACAAAUAAUUAGACAUCAGUUAAGCCACACAGGGGAGAGACCCCUCAACUGCUUGGACUGUGGGAAAAGUUUCACAGAGAGGGCAAACCUUUUUCAACAUCAGGCAAUCCACACAGGACAAAGAUCCCACAAGUGCUUGGACUGUGGGAAAAGUUUCAUAAGAAGGUCACACCUUGUUUAUCAUCAGGCAAUCCACACAGGAGAGAGACACCACAAGUGCUUGGAUUGUGGGAAAAGUUUCAUAGAGCGGUCAAACCUUGUUUAUCAUCAGGCAAUCCACACAGGAGUAAGACCCCACAAGUGCUUGGACUGUGGGAAAAGUUUCAUACAGAGGUCAGACCUUGUUAAACAUCAGGCAUUACACACAGGAGAGAGACCCCACAAGUGCUUGGACUGUGGGAAAAGUUUCAUACAGAGGUCACACCUAAUUCGCCAUCAGGCAUUACACACAGGAGCGAGACCCCACAAGUGCUUGGACUGUGGGAAAAGUUUCAUACAGAGGUCACACCUAAUUCGCCAUCAGGCAUUACACACAGGAGCGAGACCCCACAAGUGCUUGGACUGUGGGAAAAGUUUCAUACAGAGGUCACACCUAAUUCGCCAUCAGGCAUUACACAGAGGAGCGAGACCCCACAAGUGCUUGCACUGUGGGAAAAGUUUCAUAGAGCGGUCAGACCUUGUUAAACAUCAGGCAAUCCACACAGGAGAAAAACCCCACAAGUGCUUGGACUGUGGGAAAAGUUUCAUACAGAGGUCAGACCUUGUUAAACAUCAGGCAUUACACACAGGAGAGAGACCCCACAAGUGCUUGGACUGUGGGAAAAGUUUCAUACAGAGGUCACACCUAGUUCGCCAUCAGGCAUUACACACAGGAGAGAGACCCCACAAGUGCUUGGACUGUGGGAAAAGUUUCAUAGAGCGGUCAGACCUUGUUAAACAUCAGGCAAUCCACACAGAAGAGAGACCCCACAAGUGCUUGGACUGUGGGAAAAGUUUCAUACAGAGGUCACACCUAGUUCGCCAUCAGGCAUUACACAGAGGAGCGAGACCCCACAAGUGCUUGGACUGUGGGAAAAGUUUCAUAGAGCGGUCAGACCUUGUUAAACAUCAGGCAAUCCACACAGGAGAAAAACCCCACAAGUGCUUGGACUGUGGGAAAAGUUAUUUACAAAGAUCAAGCCUUGUUCAACAUCAGGCAAUCCACACAGAAGAGAGACCCCACAAGUGCUUGGACUGUGGGAAAAGUUUCAUAAGAAGGUCACACCUUGUUAAACAUCAGUCAUUACACACAGCAGAGAGACCCCACAAGUGCUUGGACUGUGGGAAAAGUUUCAUAAGAAGGUCAGACCUUGUUAAACAUCAGGCAUUACACACAGGAGGGAGACCCCACAAGUGCUUGGACUGUGGGAAAAGUUUCAUAAGAAGGUCACACCUUGUUCAACAUCAGGAAAUCCAUACAGGAAAGAGACCCCACAAGUGUUUGGACUGCGGAAAGUGUUUCAUAUGGAGAUCUGACCUUAUUAAACAUGGAAGAAUCCACACAGGAUCUAAACUUCUGUGACACGUGGCAAGAAAGGUUUAAGCAACUUGCAUGUAAUUGACUCAGGGUCAACGUUUAGAGAGAGAUUUUAAAAGUGUGUCCACCUUAGAUAGCUAGAGAUUGAAAUGUAAAUGUGUAUUUUCAAAGACUUGGAAGAAGAGGGCAAGUCAUGUCUGAGUAACCUAAUUGCCUUCUAUGACGAGAUAACUGGCUCUGUGGAUGAGGGAAAAGCAGUGGAUGUUUUAUUCCUUGAUUUUAGCAAAGCUUUUAUAUGAUCUCCUACAGAAUUCUUGCCAGCAAGUUAAAGAAGUGUGGCCUGGAUGAAUGGGCCAUAAAGUGGAUAGAAAGCUGGGUAAAUCGACUGGCUCAACUGGUAGUGACCAAUGGCUCCAUGUCUAGUUAGCAGCCGGUAUCAAGAGGAGUGCCCCAAGGGUCGAUCCUGGGGCCGGUUUUGUUCAGUAUCUUCGUUAAUCAUCUGGAGGAUGAUGUGGACUGCACCCUCAGCAAGUUUGCCGAUGACACUAAACUGGGAGAACUGGUAGAUACGCUGGAGGGUAGGGAUAGGAUACAGAGGGACGUAGACAAAUUAGAGAAUUGGGCCAAAAUAAAUCUGAUGAGGUUCAACAAGAACAAGUGCAGAGUCCUGCACUUAGGAUGAAAGAAUCCCAUUCACUGCUACAGACUAGGGACCGACUGGCUAGGCAGCAGUUCUGCAGAAAAGGACCUAGGAGUUACAGUGGAUGAGAAGCUGGAUAUAAGUCAACAGUGUGCCCUUGUUGCCAAGAAGGCUAACGGCAUUUUGGGCUGUAUAAGUAGGAACAUUGCCAGCAGAUCAAGGGACGUGAUCGUUCCCCUCUAUUCAACAUUGGUGAGGCCUCAUCUGGAGGAUUGUGUUCAGGUUUGGGCCCCACACUAAAAGAAGGAUGUGGAAAAAUUGGAAAGAGUCCAGCGGAGGGCAACAAAAAUGAUUAGGGGGCUGGAGCACGUGACUUAUGAGGAAAGGCUGAGAGAACAGGGAUUGUUUAGUCUACGGAAGAGAAGAAUGAUGGGAUAUCUGGUAGCUACUUUCAACUACCUGAAAGUGGGUUCCAAAGAGGAUGGAUCUAGACUGUUCUCAGUGGUACCAGAUGACAGAACAAGGAGCAAUGGUCUCCAGUUGCAGUGGGGAUAGUUUAGGUUGGAUAUCAGGAAACACUUUUUGACUAGGAGGGUGAUGAAGCACUGGAAUCGGUUACCUGGAGAGGUGGUGGAAUCUCCUUUCUUAGAGGUUUUUAAGGUCAGGCUUGACAAAGCCCUGUCUGGGAUGGUUUAGUUGGGGAGUGGUCCUGCUUUAAGCAGGGGGUUGGAGUAGAUGACCUCCUGAGGUCCCUUCCAACCCUGAUAUUCUAUGAUUCUAAGAGGGGUAACUGUAGUAGUCUAUGUUUAGCUAUCCAAAGUGUUCCUGUAUUCUGUUAAAUCAGGGAUCAAUAAUUCAGUGAUUAUGCCCAUGUCCCAUGCCACUUGCCCAAUUCCAGCUCAGUCUCUUUGAAUUCGCUGGGGGUAGGGGCUGAAGGAUGGAGGGAAAGUUUAUAGCUGAAAUUUUGCAAGGUUAGUGUUAAUCGGAUCUGUUCCGCUUUCCUGCUCGGACAUUUUCUCUGGGGAUCCCAGAGACGGAAAGGAGCAGGUGUUACUAUCUUGAGUCCGCAUCCCCAUGGUGACUCUCUACACUAUCAAUUAUCAAAAUGUGGGCAGAGCAUCCUAAUGGAGGCACAGGAAUGUGUCAGGGGAGGCGCGAUCAGUGUGGGUUGUUGGGUUUUUUUUUUUAAAGAGCACUGGCUUUCAGCCCCAGUUGGCUGCGGCUCAUGAGGAAGGAACAGGCCUAUCUGGGAGGUGGGGAUAAAUGCUCAGGCUCUCAAACCCAGGUGGAGCAGCAGCACAGAAGUCGGGGUGGCAAUGGGGUGAUAAGUCUGCUGUGAACAGCGAUAUUGAGGAAUAUCACUCUUCACGUGGCCACCCUAACUUCUGCGCUGCUGUUGGAGGCCUUCAGAGCUCUGCACAUCACCAACGACUACUCUGCCUUUAGAGCUGGGUGGUGAUAUAUGUGCUUUUGAGGGUCUGGGCGUAAAUGACCACAGACACCAAGGUGGGGGUGGCAAUGAAACACAUUUGAGAACCACUGGUCUACACUCUUAUGGGCACCACGUUUAUAAAAUGAUAAAUCUUCUGCAAAGUAUGGCUUGUGAGGUAUCAUGGGAAAAGUCAUCAUCUGCUGAAUAUUAUUGUCCCAUUAAAAUGUGUCUAUCAGCACUGUCCAUGGAGCUCUGAGAGUUUGCUGUAUGUUUGUUACAUGCUGUAAAGCUGGAAAACGCCCACAGACGAGCUCCUCAGAGACAAUGUCACCUGCACACCAGCUAGGUGCUACGUGGCCAGUAAUUGCUCAGUCGGCCGUUCACCAGCUGUGGAGCUGGGAACAGGAGAGUUACAAUUCUCCGGAAGGACGGCUGCACGCUCACUUAGGCCACAGACUGAUUGUCGCCUGCCCCCCGGCUGGGGGUGAACCUCAAAGAGGAGAGUGGUAUAAAAGCACAAGGGAGAAUUGCCUCCAUUUUUACCUCUCCUCUCCCAUCUUUACAGAAGGCAACAAGAUGGCUUGAAAGGCAACAGGGGCCUUGGAGUGGGGAGGAUGGACCAGGGCUGGAAGGAAAUCCAGGCUGUGUACUAAAAACUAUGAACUGCCUGCAACAGCAGGUGGGGUGAGAAAACCUGCUUGCUUCGUAUUUUCCUUAGGCCUUGGCUACACUUGCAGAUGUACAGCGCUGAGAGUUAAUCCUGACUUUGUACAGUUGAGUAGGGAAAGCACUGCAGUCUGUCCACACUGACAGCUGCCCAGCGCACUGUCGUGGCCACAUUUGCAGCAUUUGCUGCGCCAUUGGGAGCGGUAGAUUAUGGGCAGCUAUCCCACAGAGCACUUCUUCCCAUUCUGGCACCGUGGGUUGGGGGAAGGAGGCGUGGGUGCAGGGGAUUCUGGGUCCGGUCCCAACACCCCGUUAUGCAUCGCUUCGCAUCCCAGAAAUCCCUUUGUUUCCAUCCACCUUUAGUGCCAUCUUUCAACGGUUUCUGUGCAGCGUGAUCUGUCUGCGGGAAAUGGAGCCCGAACUGGUGAGGCGUAUGCUGACUUAUCUCAUCAGCACGUUACGUUUGGCUGUUGAACUAUUCCUUAAGAUCCAAAGUGACAGUGAGAGUGAGGAGUCCGACGAUGCUAUCGAGCCGCGUAACGCGUACGACACAAAAUUGCUUGUGUCAUCCACGAACAUGCUCAGCACCGUGGAACACCGCUUUUGGGCUCGGGAAACAAGCACCGAGUGGUGGGAUCACAUCGUCAUGGAUGUCUGAGAUGACGAGCAGUGGCUGCAGAACUUUCAGAUGAGAAAAGCCACUUUCAUGGGACUGUGUGAGGAUCUCGCUCCCACCCUGCGGCGCAAGGACACGAGAUUGAGAGCUGCCCUGCCAGUGGAGAAGCGGGUGGCUAUUGCAAUCCGGAAGCUGGCAACUCCAGACUGCUACCGGUCGGUCGCAAACCAGUUUGGAGUGGGAAAGUCGACCGUUGGAAUCGUGUUGAUGCAAGUUUGCAAGUCCAUUAAUCGCAUCCUACUUAGAAGAACCGUGACUCUGGGUAACGUGCAGGAAAUAGUGGAUGGCUUUGCACAAAUGGGGUUCCCUAACUGUGGAGGGGCGAUAGAUGGGACACACAUUCCUAUUCUGGGACCACCCCACCUAGAAUCCGAGUAUGUUAAUCGGAAGGGGUAUUUCUCUAUGGUUCUCCAGGCGCUUGUAGAUCACCGUGGGCGUUUCAUUGACAUUAACACAGGCUGGCCCGGAAAGGUGCAUGACGCACGCAUCUUUCGGAACACUUGGCUGUUCAGGAAGAUGCAGUCCGGGACUUUUUUCCCAGAGCGGAAGAUCACGGUGGGGAAGUCGAAAUGCCCAUUGUGAUCCUUGGAGAUCCCGCUUACCCGUUAAUGCCAUGGCUCAUGAAACCCUACACAGGGAGCCUUGACAGCAGCAAGGAAUGGUUCAACGACAGGCUGAGCCGGUGCCGAAUGACUGUGGAGUGUGCCUUUGGCCAUUUAAAGGCCCGCUGACGAUCUCUGUAUGAGAAGCUGGACUUGGCCGAAAACAGCAUCCCAGCGGUUAUAUCCGCGUGCUGUGCCCUCCAUAAUAUUUGUGAAGUGAAGGGUGAAAGCUUCACUCAGGCAUAGACCUCCGAGGUUCAACACCUGGAGGCUGAAUUUGCACAGCCAGAGAUCAGGGCUAUUACAGUGUCCCAGCACGGGGUUGCAAGGAUUAGGGAUGCCUUCAGGGAGCAAUUUGAGGCUGAAAACCAGCAGUGAUAUCUGGUGUCCUGCAUGGGAGUGAAGUGCAGUAGUUCCAAUCUUUAGGAAUCAGUGUUUGCUAAGCAGACAAGCAGACUUGCAGUGCCAGUUUAUUUCCUGGGCUAAGGAGUCUUUUACCUUAUGCAAUAAUAAAAAAUGUUUUCAAAGCCAAAAAAUGCAUUUAUUAAAAAGAAAACAAAUUUAUUUAUUGAAAAGAAACAAGGGGGUGGAGUGGGGAACGGUACAAUCACAGAUUCGCAUAUGUCCUGUCUGGUGUGCUGUGCAGUGAGUGCUGCACUUCAGGAUAGCUAUACUGCAUGGUGAUGGGGGUUGAGUGCAGAGGGUAAGGGUCAUGGUUUUCAGAACUGCGUGGUGAAGAUACUGGUGCUGGAGGCAGCUGGUGUGUGAAAAACAGGGAAGUUGGGGAAAGUGGGUUGGAGGUGACAGUGGGGCACAACGGAAAGAGUUUUGGUACAAGGGCUGUCGGGGGUGGGUCGCGUUAGCAUUUCUGGUACUGCUCCUUCUGCAUGGCUACGAGCUCCUGGAUAGCGUGUGCUUGGCGCUCCAGGAUGCUUAUGAGACGAUCCGUGCUUUGCUGCCAGUGCUCCAUGCUUUGCCUCCAGUGCGCUACGUUUUCCUGGCGGAUCCUGCUUUCUCUCUCUCUCCAGUUCUGUGCUUUCUCAUUCUCUUUAAUAGAUUGCCGCAUCACUUCUUGCAGCAUGUCUUUGCUUUUUCGCCGUCUCUUCCUGAGUCUUUGCAGGCUUUGAGCAGGCGAUAAGAGGGACGGCUGAGGUCUCAAGGUUGAUGCAGCUGUAUAGGCAAAAUACAACAUUUAACAGAGGCAGCAUUGUUUAUACCAGACAGAGUAGUGAUUCCCCCCGCACUUAAGGAGUAGAAAACACACAUGGUCUACACAAUAGCAUAAUUUUCCCGUCCGAAACAGAGCACACAUAUCCCACGGGAGCCUCAAAAUGGUGAGUAAGGGGCACUGAUUGUUUCAGGGCUGCACUGUCCUCUGGGUGUCUGUGCCUUGGGGAGAGCCAACAGCUUCAGGGGGCACCUAGACUGAACACUGUCCAAACAUUUUCCACAGGAGUUCGUCCUGGACGAUAUCUUGCUGCUGAGGGUGACCUGGGAAGCAAGGGAGGGUCUUCUACUGCAAUGGGGCCUCUGCCUUGGCCCAUAUGCAGCUUGCCUAUGUGCAGCAAUGGUCCCCCUGCCCCUCGCGGCACAGUGGCGCGGACACAUUACCCUGGCUGGGACAAGGACCACGGUGGCUCUCCCGAUAAACCCGCGCAAGCGCAUUGCACGCAUUCUGGAUGAGACAUCCGAGGACGUUACCGAGGCCGAUUACCGUGAUGUGAUAAACCACAUCAAUGCACUAUUCCGCAUCUAGGCAUGCAUGCCUAACCCUCCUCUCCCAAAGAGCCCGCACAGAAAAAAUUCCUUCCCUGAAAAAAACCCACUUACCGGGAACCUGCCCUUCUGUUUGUCCUCCACCAAGUACCGGCCUCUGCGACUGGCUACCUUCCUCCUGGCUUGAGAAGAGCUCCUGGCUGCAUGGCUCCAGGGACUCCGGGGUGUCUCCAUCCGCCCCACCACCCUCACUCCCAUUUUCUGGAGCGCAGCUGGGACUGGACAGCUUCCUCCCCCCAUACACUGGUGAGGUCCAGCAACUCGUCAUUGCUCCAUGCUGGGACUCGCUUGGCGCGUGGAGGCAUGGUCACCUGGAAAGAUUCGCUGAUAGCACUCCACACCAUGCCGGGCUGAGCAAACAGGAAGGGGAUUUUUAAAAUUCCCGGGGAAUGUAAACGGUGGGUCACAUGAUUGGUUACCUGAGGCCAGGGCAAUAGAGUUUGAUCUGAUGACCAGAGUGGCUAGAACAGGCAGUGUGGGAUACUGCCGAAUACUUCUGGAGGCCAGUCACAGCGCACUGGACGGCCACACUGGCGCCGCAGCACUGGAGCAGCAGCGCAAUACUCGCUAUUCCUCUCGGAGAGGUGGAGUACAUGCAGCGCUGCAACCACGGAGAUACAGCGCUGCAAAUGCCUUGCCAGUGUGGACGGGGAGUGAGUUACAGCGCUGGGGGCGGCUUUACAGCGCUGUAACUCGCAAGUGUACCAAGGACUUAGAUUGGUAAAAUUUAGGAUUUAAAAUGCAUGUUUUAAUUUUAUAGUUUUAUCCGGUUCUGACCUUUUACAUCUUUCUCUCUUGUAAUCCCUGAAAACCCCCUUGCUCCAGUUAAUAAACUGGUUUUAGUGUUU
Molecule: messenger RNA, 9088 nt
Organism: Malaclemys terrapin pileata
Lineage: Eukaryota; Metazoa; Chordata; Testudines; Emydidae
Product: zinc finger protein 160-like
Exons: 5
Coding region: 322-2493 (723 amino acids)
Biological process (GO): regulation of DNA-templated transcription
Source: RefSeq, a predicted model, not a curated record